Microstroma glucosiphilum is the source of this 3093-nucleotide messenger RNA. RefSeq names its product ubiquitin-activating enzyme E1. Lineage: Eukaryota; Fungi; Basidiomycota; Exobasidiomycetes; Microstromatales; Microstromataceae. The transcript has 3 exons. Gene Ontology annotation, molecular function: SUMO activating enzyme activity. Gene Ontology annotation, cellular component: cytoplasm; SUMO activating enzyme complex. The record is from RefSeq and is a predicted model, not a curated record. The coding region runs from base 1 to 3093 and encodes 1030 amino acids. Gene Ontology annotation, biological process: protein sumoylation.
AUGCAGACGACACCAGCAGAUCUCAAGGCUGAUGAGUCCAAGAUCGAUGAGGGCUUGUACUCGCGACAGCUCUACGUUCUCGGUCAUGACGCAAUGAAGAGGAUGGCAUCGAGCAACAUCCUCAUUGCCGGUAUGAAGGGUCUGGGUGUUGAGAUUGCCAAGAACAUUGCGCUAGCAGGUGUCAAGUCAGUCAACAUCUGGGACCCAGCUCCUGUGCAGACCAGCGACCUCGGAACCCAAUUCUUCCUCCGUCCUCAGGAUCUCUCUGCAGGCCCCGGAGGCGCUCCCCUCUCCCGUGCACAGGCUACCGCGCCUAGGCUAGCUGAGCUGAACAGCUAUGUACCCGUCAGAGUGGUCGAGGAGCCUCAGCUGACCGAAGAGGUACUGUCCAGGUAUCAGGUCAUUGUUCUGACCGAUGCGCCCCUCAAGCAGCAGAUUCAGAUCAAUGAAAUCAGCCGGAGGACCAAUACCUACUUCAUCGCCGCCGAUGUCCGAGGUCUCUUUGGCUCAGUCUUCAACGACUUUGGAGAUGACUUCAUCUGUACCGACCCAACAGGCGAGCAGCCUCUCAGCGGAAUGAUCGUGUCGGUUGACAGCGACAGCGAGGGCAUGGUCACGACUUUGGAUGAGACGAGGCACGGCCUGGAGGACGGAGACUAUGUGACCUUUUCUGAGGUGCAGGGCAUGGAGGCUCUAAAUGGUUGCGAGCCUCGUAAGGUGUCAGUCAAGGGCCCUUACACAUUCACCAUCGGCGAUACCUCGUCAGCGGGUACCUACAAGAAGGGCGGUAUCUUCACUCAGGUCAAGAUGCCCAAGAAGAUUCAAUUCAAGUCGCUAAAGGACAGCAUCCCCAAGCCAGAGCACCUCAUCUCAGACUUUGCCAAGUGGGACCGGCCCGCAUCCCUACAUGCAGGAUGGCAAGCUCUCCACUCCUUCUGGGAGCAAAAUGGCCAGCUCCCGCGCCCUCGUAAUGCUCAAGAUGCUGAGCAAGUUGUAGCACACGCAGAGAAGCUCUUCACGGCUGCUGGAGAAGACGGAGAACUGGCCAAGAAGGUGGUACAAGAGCUAUCUUUCCAGGCUAGGGGUGAUCUGUCACCCAUGGUCGCCUUCAUUGGAGGUUUCGUGGCUCAAGAAGCGCUCAAGGCCUGCAGUGGCAAGUUCCAUCCCCUCGUCCAGCAUCUCUACGUAGACUCGCUCGAGUCACUCCCCACGGGCAUCGAGAAGCUCCCUGAGUCCGAGUUUGCUCCCCAAGGCUCUCGCUACGAUGGUCAAGUUGCGGUAUUCGGCAAGGCCUUCCAAGAGAAGCUGACCAACGUCAGGCAGUUCCUGGUUGGCUCAGGAGCCAUCGGGUGCGAGAUGCUGAAGAAUUGGAGCAUGAUGGGAAUUGCCAGUGGUCCCAAUGGAGCAAUCGAUGUGACAGAUAUGGAUCAGAUUGAGAAGAGCAAUCUGAACAGGCAGUUCCUCUUCAGGCCCAAGGACGUCGGAGGUUUCAAGGCCGACACAGCAGCAGCAGCAGUGGCGGAGAUGAACCCCGACCUCAAGGGCAAGAUCCACAGUCACCAAGACCGAGUGGGACCUGAGACCGAGGGCACUUAUGGCGACGAAUUCUUUGAGAAGCUCACUGGUGUCACUAAUGCUCUCGACAAUGUGCAAGCUCGGCAGUACAUGGACAGGAGGUGUGUUUACUACCAGAAGCCUUUGCUUGAGUCGGGUACCCUGGGAACAAAGGCCAACACGCAGGUUGUGGUACCCCAUCUUACCGAGUCGUACUCGUCAUCUCAGGACCCUCCCGAGAAGUCCAUUCCGGUCUGCACACUCAAGAACUUCCCCAAUCAGAUUGAGCACACAAUUCAAUGGGGACGGGAGCAGUUUGAUGACUACUUUGUCAAACCAGCAGAGAAUGUCAACCAGUACCUUACACAGCCCGACUACCUUGAGACGACGCUCAAGAGCGGAGGCAGCCACAAGGAGCAGAUUGAGCAGAUCAAGGAGUUCCUCGUGGAGCAGCGGCCUCUGACAUUCGAGGCCUGCAUCGUUUGGGCACGGCUGAAGUUCGAAGAGAAUUACAAUAACAACAUCCGUCAACUUCUCUUCUCGCUACCAGAGGACGCCGUCACUUCCUCGGGUCAGCCAUUCUGGUCAGGACCCAAGCGAGCCCCAAAGCCAAUCACCUUCAAUGCAGAGGACCCAAUCCACAUGGAGUACAUUGUCUCGGGCGCCAACCUGCACGCCUUCAACUAUGGUCUUCGUGGCGAGACCGACAUGGCCGUCUUCAAGAAGGUGCUGAACCACGUCAUUGUGCCAGAGUUUACGCCAAAGUCGAAUGUCAAGAUUCAGGUGAAUGAGAACGAGGCGGCUCCCUCGAACAACAAUGAUGGAGACUCUGGCGAUCUCACCGAAGUCGUAUCAAGUCUGCCAAGCCCAGGCUCCCUUGCCGGCUUUAGACUCAAUCCGAUUGAGUUUGAGAAGGACGACGACUCGAACCACCACAUCGACUACAUCACUGCCGCCUCCAAUUUGCGAGCCAUCAACUACAGCAUCGCACCUGCUGACCGCCACAAGACAAAGGGUAUCGCGGGAAAGAUCAUUCCCGCCAUUGCUACAACGACUUCGAUGGCUACGGGUCUGGUAUGCUUGGAGCUUUACAAGCUCGUAGACGAGAAGAAGGACAUUGAGCAGUACAAGAAUUCCUUUGUGAACAUUGCCCUGCCCUUCAUGGCCUUUUCGGAGCCGAUUGCAGCCCAAAAGUUCAAGUUCAAGAACUCGGCAAAGUCGACGGAGGAAGAAUGGACCCUCUGGUCGCGCUUCGACGUCCCCGGCAAUCCUACAUUGAAGGAGUUCAAUGCUCACUUCUUGAAUGAGUACGGGCUAGAAGUGACUAUGCUCUCCUCGGGUGUGUCGAUGCUCUACUCUGGGUUCAUGCCGCCUAAAAAGGGUCAGGAUAGGCUCAGCAUGAAGAUGUCUGAGCUCAUCGAGACGGUGAGCAGGAAGGAUAUCCCACCCCAUGCCAGGUACCAGAUUGUAGAGAUGAUGUGCGAUGAUGCCGAUGGAGAGGAUGUAGAGGUGCCUUAUGUUCGAGUUCAAGUCAAGUAG